AUGGAUCGAUUUAUCCAGAGGUCCAGACCCAACUCCGCAGCCCAAGCUCAGGCUCAACCAGCGUCGGUCAAACCGAAUUCGCAGCGGAGAUCAAACGAGCCGCCAAGGAAGAGAGCUCGGCUUGAGGAGGUCAAGGACAGCUAUGACGAGGAUGUAAGCUCAGAGCCGGCUUCUGUCAAUGGAGACGAUGAAGACCACGAGGACAUGUGGUAUAUCAAGGAGCGUGCUGCGGACAGCACUCCUGACCCUGACGCCGACGAUGAGCACGCAAGACCAGGGCAUCAAACAGCCUUUGAAAGCUCCCUACCUGCGGUUGCAACUGGCAAGGAGGCCAUUGAGGAGUAUGAGUCCAUGCGGGCAUCUCAACUCUCCCGCGACGAGACAGACACUGCUUCGGUUGGGGCAGACAACCGGCGUUGGGUCCGAGGGAGGAGCUCCAUCUACGUUGAUGCCUUCAAUUUUGCACUAGAUACAGUCAUGGAAGACGAGGCCCAUCUCUUUGAUGCCAAGGAAAAGCGUAUCUUUGAGGAAUGGCGAGGCUUGAGUUAUGAGGCCCAAUACCUCUAUGUUCGGCUGUUCUUACGCAAGACGGCCCUGUGGCAUCGCGUCGAGCAUUUGGGGUACCACAGCGAUAUCUCGGACAUGCCGGCUGCCAUUGCCACCUUGCUCGAGUUUCGGUCCUUGCCCGAUGGCGGCACCUCUCAUUCAGACGAAGAAUCCCCCGAGGACUUGCAGGGCCGUGCGUUCGAUGACACUUUCUGCUUUGCCGACGACUCAGAUUCGUGCAUCAAGACUGUCGAGGAAGCCGCAUCACUGCUGAGUCUGGACGAGCUGCGCGGGCUCGCCAAGGAGGCAAAGGUGCAGGGCAAGAACAAAGCCGAUCUGCUCAAGUCCUUCUGUCGUGCAAGCGCCCAACAAUCUGGCCUCUUAGCAGUUGGCCUCAGACGGUCAAGUACCAACGGGUCGACGGAGUGUGUGGACAGUCACAAAAGUCAGGACGUCAACCGAAAUAACCACUUCCUGAACAAGAUCCUCGCCAUUACGGGACCCUUGAUAAGGCUCUCAGAGCCGGUCUUCAAGCUGUUCGAGCGCGUCCAUCUGGUCUUCUACCGCUCGACCGAGUGGACUGAGAAGUCGCUUACCACCAUCAUUCUAGCGAAAAUGGCCAGGAGAAACUACCCCGAGUACAUUGUGUGUCGCUCGACCAACAUCUUCCCGUCCAGGCGCCACCUUCUCGACUUCGAGCUCUCCAUGAGAAAGGAGUUUGAAGUUGACCGGGUCCUCGAGUUCAACGGACCGCCCGGUGAAGAGGGUUUCCGGAAGAUUCUUGACAUCUUCGACAGCAUAGCGCCGCGCUGGAGAGAAUUGAUCAGGGAGGAGAGGAGCAGAGAAGAUCACGUCUACGAGUUUGGAGAGGGAGGAUACCUCCGCCGAUUCAACGCAGGCCAUGCCUUCACUCGCAUUGCGCACAAGGCUGCCCAUGUCCUUGGCCGUUUACACAUGUACAAAGAAGAGCACAAAUUGCUCACAGAGCUGCUCGAUCAGCGCCUAUUUCACCCAGCACGCCGCGGCUCCUGGUACCAGCGCAAGGCAUUGCUGGAGGAGCGCUAUAUGUGGGAGGCAGACCCUGACCCCAUCUCAAGUGACCCCGAGGUACGGAAGAAACAAUGGCAGCGGAUAGCUCUGGCCACUUGUGAGACCGCCCUGGAAGACAGGGAUUGUCAUCUCAUCUACCACUACGACCUCCAGAAGCGGCUCCUCAAGCUUGAAAAGAGGCUGCGUGUGCCUCGUCGUCUCCAACAUGACUUUGGUCAUGUCAAGCUUCGCGAACCGGAAGAACACACAAUACAAGGUGUCCAGAUGGUACGAAACGACCCAGAGAACGGAAAUACAGGCCGUGCCCUGAGCACCAAGACGGUGUGGCUUGACGAACUUGGCGACCCGGACGAAGACGGCCAGCCUCGUCACGUCAGCGUCGAAGAAAUGUGCCUUUCAUACUACCGCAGCCAGGGCUGGAAGGGGUAUCACAGCGAGGGAGGUAUUAUCCGAACCUUGUUCGCCUAUCUAUUCUUUGACGUGCUCUUCGUCUACAUACCCAACGUCUUUCAGACCCCUUACCAGACCUGUCCGCUCGAUCUACACACCGACGCCUUUUACCCGGCUCGAGCAAGCCAAAUCAACCAUCGGCUCGUGGAGAUAGCCAAUGGUGAAGCGGAGCGGAUACUGCGGGAAGUCCACGAGCGGGAGCACGAGACUCGGACCUGUGUUGUGGGCCUGAACUGGGACUUUGAUGUCGAGGACCUGGCUGAGCUGGUGAGCUGCUUCGAUGGCGGUGCGCUGGCUGCCGUGUGCAAGGUCAUAGCCCAAGAGUACAGGACCCGGGGAGGCGGCGUGCCAGACCUCAUUCUGUGGCGAGCAUGCGGAGACGGGGCCUCAACCAACGGCAGCGGUACAGGCCUCCGAAAAGGAGAAGUCAUGUUUGCCGAAGUCAAGAGCGCCAACGACCGGCUCAGCGACACCCAGCGCCUGUGGAUCAAUGUGCUUACUGGGGCAGGAGUUCGUGUCGCGCUGUGCAAUGCAGUGGCACGAAAAAUGCGGCCAUUGAGUUGA
Parathielavia appendiculata is the source of this 2610-nucleotide messenger RNA. RefSeq lists its product as uncharacterized. Lineage: Eukaryota; Fungi; Ascomycota; Sordariomycetes; Sordariales; Chaetomiaceae. Gene Ontology annotation, molecular function: 5'-flap endonuclease activity; 5'-3' exonuclease activity; flap-structured DNA binding. Bases 1 to 2610 code for a protein of 869 amino acids. Gene Ontology annotation, biological process: interstrand cross-link repair. Gene Ontology annotation, cellular component: nucleus. The transcript has 2 exons. The record is from RefSeq and is a predicted model, not a curated record.